Messenger RNA from Bipolaris victoriae FI3, 372 nucleotides. RefSeq lists its product as hypothetical. The transcript has a single exon. The annotation marks the transcript as partial. NCBI's taxonomy places the organism in Eukaryota, Fungi, Ascomycota, Dothideomycetes, Pleosporales, Pleosporaceae. The record is from RefSeq and is a predicted model, not a curated record.
CCGCCUAUCGUUGACUACUUACAUAUGGAAGAAGAAGAAAAAAAAUGCACAUUCUCACUUUCACCAACCCCACGCGAUCGAUUGGCCCGCAAGCCAAGGUAUCUUGGGACGAAAGGAUACCCACACCUCGCUCCGCUCCCCUACCCCCCCCCCUCUCUCUGCUUCAAUCAUGCGCCAAUGGGAUGUCCAGGGAACAGAAAAAAGGUGCUAGGACAAGCCGGCUUGAUGAAUGACAUUUCUUGGCCUUUUCAUGUGUGUAUGUCUUUCUCUCUUGUUCUUUCCUUUUCGGCCGUUUUUUUUGCUGGCUUCCCAAACCCCCGGUUGUCGGGUUUUUCGGAAGGGGAGGAUAUGGGCAUGGUGUUGGUUUCGUAA